This is a messenger RNA of Pocillopora verrucosa, 1052 nucleotides long. RefSeq names its product twisted gastrulation protein homolog 1-A-like. The record is from RefSeq and is a predicted model, not a curated record. Gene Ontology annotation, biological process: regulation of BMP signaling pathway. NCBI's taxonomy places the organism in Eukaryota, Metazoa, Cnidaria, Anthozoa, Scleractinia, Pocilloporidae.
CAAUUGGAAAGCAGAUCAUUUCAUUCCAACCCAGAGUUUCGAUGGCGGUUUGGAAAAUUUCUUGUCGUGCUGUUUAUAGAACAGUUGUGCACGUGGAAUACCGAUAGUCCUGCUUUUGUGAGUCGCAGCUCAGGAUGAAAGAUCUGGUCAGUACCCUUAUCUUAUUGUUCACUCUGAUGUCACUUAUCACUUUUACCAGUGGAACACAGCCUCAAAAUGGCGGCCAGUUCACUCAACGCGAAAUAGACGCCUACAAGAGAUGCAAAAGCACAGCUUGUGUUGCCCGAGUCUCUCUUUGUAUCAUAAAUAAAGAUUGCGCAAACUGCAGGCCUAUAGCUGGAAAAAACUGUACAUGUUGCGAGGACUGCUUCAGAUGCCUUGGUCAGAAACUCUGGAAAAAAUGUUGUGAUUGUGUUGGUCUCUGCACUCACACUCCUCGCAAUGACACGAACAGCACGCAGCAAAUAUCAAGCAGUUACGGUGACUUGAGCAGGUCUAUACCAACUAUGUUUGACAUUAUCAGUCAAGGAUCACAUUUUCCCAUUGCCUUCAUGACAAGGGGCAAAAAAGGUUCGUCAAACCAUUGCAAAGUAGCUUUCUUUCAUAGGUGCGUCGCGAAAGAAGAUUGCAUUGUGUCCUGCGGGGACAUGGGAUCUCAUAGGUACCGCUGGUUCCGGAAUGGCUGCUGUCAGUGCGUAGGGCACCGAUGCAAAGACUACGGAGAACUUCAACCUCUCUGCCAGAUGUGCGGGAUCAAUUAAAGCUCUGCAUAUGGUGUCAAAUGAAAUAGAGUUUUGCCUUCUUUAAAAGAGACUUUGCAUCGCUAAUGAGGGGGAAAAUAGUUUACAAAGGAUCAUAAAGUUAUAUUUCUUCUCCAAGAAUCUUAAUCACAACAUCACCACUGAUCGAUACCAUUUGCUACACCAAUCGUUUGCUACACGGUAAUCCAGUUUAAAACGCAGAAUAGAUAAGAAAACUUGAGAGCAUUACUGAAAAAGAACAUUUGUUCAUUCCAAUUUCUAUUCCCCUUCUAGCUAGAAAUAUUGUUAAGA